This is a messenger RNA of Histoplasma mississippiense, 615 nucleotides long. RefSeq lists its product with no specific name. The record is from RefSeq and is a predicted model, not a curated record. Lineage: Eukaryota; Fungi; Ascomycota; Eurotiomycetes; Onygenales; Ajellomycetaceae. The coding region runs from base 1 to 615 and encodes 204 amino acids. The transcript is spliced from 2 exons.
AUGAUUUAUGGAAUCAGUCGACAUACGUUAUCACGGCGUUACAACGGCAUUCAGUUGUCAAGAAAGGAAGCAAGCUCUACCCACUGCAAAAAUCUCUCAGAUUCGCAAGAAGAACAGCUUCUUUUUCAUAUUAAUCAAUUGUCAGAUCGCGGUUUCCCUUGUACACCCCAAAUCCUUCAUAAUCUCAUUGUUGAGAUUCUAAAAUCGCCUGUGGGAGUCAAGGUGCCACGGUUCUGCCAACACCACAAGGAUGUCAUCAAGUCAGUUUACCUGCAAAAUAUCGACCAAAAACGCAAGAUCGCAGACAAUUCUACAUACUUCAAGCAUUAUUUUGAUCUUCUACAGGAAAAAAUCACCAAAUACAACAUUGAACCCGCGAAUAUCUACAACUUCGAUGAAAAAGGAUUCCUAUUAGGCCUCAUCCACACCCUCAAACGUAUUGUAUCAAUUAGUUCGCUCAAGUCGGGCCAUACAAUAGAUGCCAGCCAGGAUGGCAGUCGCGAAUUCAUCACACUACUGAUCUCAAUUUGUGCAGAUGGAACUUCACUCCCACCUGCUCUCAUAUAUCAAGGGGGAAUCAAGAAAUAUGCAAGAUACUUGGCUGGAGGAUUUUGA